CUGUAAUAUUGAAACUAUCGCGGAGCUCUGACAUGGACCGUGUUCCUUCCAUAACCACUCCGACAUCAGCCACUUUUCUAUUCCCAGCAUCAGCACAGCGGCCAUCGUGAUGGAUUCCGGCCCCAUGUCAGUGGACAGCGCACCCUUGGAUCCGCCCGAGGCGCCAGGGAACACAGGAAACGAGCCAACACAUGGCGGCUUUUCACGAUUCGAGCUUGAGCUCGAGUUCGUCCAGUCGCUCGCGAAUCCGCAGUACCUCAACUAUCUUGCGUCACGCAAGCUGCUGACGAACCCCGCCUUCGUCGCCUACCUCGCCUACCUCCAGUACUGGACGCGCCCGCCCUACCUCAAGUACCUGACGUUUCCCACGGCCUCGCUCAAGAUGCUCGAGCUCCUGCAGCAAGAAAGGUUUCGCCAAGAUAUCAUGAGCCCGGACCUCGCCCAGGCCAUGAUGGUGGAGGGGAUGCGGGCCGCCGUGGAGUGGCAUCGGGAAGCUUGAGGGGCGUGCGGGGGGCAAGGGAAGGACAGAAAGAACGGUGAUGAAGGAGCGCGGAUGCUGGAGCAUAGACGCGCCCGAAUCGCUGCAAAGCACGCAGACGUUUGCACUUCCGACUCCGUGGGCAAGCGCGCUGCCAGCGCAGCAUUCAAAGUACGGUGAGGCUCCAAACGUCAGCCCCGGCG
This is a messenger RNA of Thermothielavioides terrestris NRRL 8126, 681 nucleotides long. RefSeq lists its product as uncharacterized. Gene Ontology annotation, biological process: regulation of transcription by RNA polymerase II. NCBI's taxonomy places the organism in Eukaryota, Fungi, Ascomycota, Sordariomycetes, Sordariales, Chaetomiaceae. The record is from RefSeq and is a predicted model, not a curated record. Bases 110 to 499 code for a protein of 129 amino acids. Gene Ontology annotation, molecular function: transcription coregulator activity. The transcript is spliced from 2 exons. Gene Ontology annotation, cellular component: core mediator complex; mediator complex.